CGUGGGAUUUCCCCCCCUUCAAAUUUCUCAACACUGGCUUUGGGGAUGGAUAUUCAUCCGUGGAAAUCAAAGUGCCACAAUCGAGAUCCGAUUCGGGAAGUAUCUGGGGUAUCUACGGAGUAGAAUCCCGUAUAUCUGAUUGUUCAACCGAUGAAGGUCAACGGUCAUCGGCAAACCGUGAUAUGUGCUAUUCCACCAGCGUUAUCUUGAUCGUUUAUCAGUCGCAGUCGCACUGCAUCACGCCAACUGCAGAGUAUACAUCGACAUAUUGCAAGACUGCGGAUCACAAUUCUAGAAACACUGGCCCAUCAGCCGAAUUACCUUAUACUCUACAUAUCCGACCAUACUAGAUCUAGACAAUGACAAUAUCCCAUCGCUACAAUAGCACGUACAUCGGACUGAUGCACCUCAUCCCUGUAUCCGAGACAGACAAGGAAGAAGAAAUAUGUGCUAGCCGUGCCGCAAGAAAGCUUGUAUAGCGGUGGCCGUUGAACUGCGGAGCGCACCAACCAUCGGAUAUGGCAUGUCACACAACCACCGACUGUAGUCCGCAGAUGAGGUGCAGCAACCUCACCACAAUGCAGCAUAAACCCUCAUAUAAGCUACCAACUAGCUCCGAUCACUUGCAAGCUUGUUUCCCGCUGCCGCUUAUAACAUCACCCAGCAGCACCACUCUACAGCAUCAUGGAACAGCCCAUCGGCUACGGCGCCCAGCAGUGCCGUAUAUCCGUGUCCGAUGCCCCACGGGGAUCAGCCAGACAGCAUCCGAUGGAGUCUGAGGUCACUGUCGCCCUGGUACCGACGUGCCUCACCAACAUCCGACUCUCCGCCG
This is a messenger RNA of Aspergillus welwitschiae, 832 nucleotides long. RefSeq lists its product as uncharacterized. NCBI's taxonomy places the organism in Eukaryota, Fungi, Ascomycota, Eurotiomycetes, Eurotiales, Aspergillaceae. The record is from RefSeq and is a predicted model, not a curated record. The transcript has a single exon. Bases 519 to 779 code for a protein of 86 amino acids.